This is a messenger RNA of Drosophila biarmipes, 2084 nucleotides long. RefSeq names its product E3 ubiquitin-protein ligase sina (gene sina). Gene Ontology annotation, biological process: multicellular organism development; proteasome-mediated ubiquitin-dependent protein catabolic process. The transcript is spliced from 2 exons. NCBI's taxonomy places the organism in Eukaryota, Metazoa, Arthropoda, Insecta, Diptera, Drosophilidae. Bases 945 to 1895 code for a protein of 316 amino acids. Gene Ontology annotation, molecular function: ubiquitin conjugating enzyme binding; ubiquitin protein ligase activity; zinc ion binding. The record is from RefSeq and is a predicted model, not a curated record. Gene Ontology annotation, cellular component: cytoplasm.
GAGUAUCGAAUAGACAUCGAUUUGGUUCCAUCGCUACUGCAACCGACGCGGACAUUAGAAGAAACUUAGUUUCUAGUAAAUGAAUUAAUUAAUUGACCACCCGAAGCAGCCAUCACACCCAAGGGACAUGGAGAACGCCGACAAAGACUGAUUUCCACACCGCGCAAGUGCAAGUGCAAUAAACGCAAUAGAUGCCGAGCUGGGCGAUCAAGAACGCAAUAUAGAAAAAAGUGAGACACAUGAGAAAAAAAAACUGAGACUGAGUUCGCUGUUGUGUGUAAAUGCAAAUGAUUUAUUUUCGUGCAGCAGCAGCAACCACAACAACAACAACAGCAGCACAGAGGUAGCGAAAAUAACAAAAAGAAAAAGGUGAAUAUAUGAGUGUGUGUGCGGGUCGCGUUUAAGAAAAUUAGAUAAAAAGCCAAAUGAAAUUAGCUCACGCCUGAAUUUCGAGUUUCGGUGCGGCGCAAGGUGAACGAAAAGGCGAAUAGCAAUCAAAACAGUUUUUCCAUUUUCCCAGUGUGCGUGUGGCAGUGGAAAAACCACCUGCAUUGAUUUAUAUAUGUAGUAAAAAACAAAAAACAAAAAAACAGCAACAAAAUAUAUAUAAAAAACGGAACUUGCACCGAGGAUAUAUACACACACAUGCUGCCUGUAUGCGAGCGUGUGUGUGCAUGGCCGUAAAGGCUGACUGAUAAAAAAGGAGAAAAACAACAAUAAAAAACAAGAAAAAAAUAAAGCAUUCACACGUACGCGCACACACCAAGGCAGCGGGGCACCCAUACCACAGCAGCAUUUCUUGGAGGCAGCCUGCCAUCCCGAAGCAGAAGAGAGCCAUUGCCGGAAGCGCCGGAAGGGCGAAGUACCCGAACCUGAACCUGGCGAGGAUUGCAGGGACCGAGCAGUAUUGUAGACACAUUCGUGCCGCCGCUAGAGCCCUUCCGAUGUCCAAUAAAAUCAAUCCGAAGCGCCGCGAACCGACAGCAGCAGCAGCAGCAGCAGGAGCCGGGGUCACGGGAGUGGCCACCAACACGAGCAGCUCGACGGGAUCCUCCAGUGCCGGCAACACGUCCUCGGCCAACACAUCCUCGUCGUCCAGCUCCUCGCUGUCGUCCGCCGGCGGCGGUGAUGCGGGCAUGUCCGCCGAUCUGACCUCGCUGUUCGAAUGCCCCGUGUGCUUUGACUAUGUGCUGCCACCGAUCCUGCAGUGCUCCAGCGGGCACCUGGUGUGCGUCUCCUGCCGCUCCAAGCUCACCUGCUGCCCCACCUGCCGCGGCCCGCUGGCGAAUAUCCGCAAUCUGGCGAUGGAGAAGGUGGCCUCGAACGUCAAGUUCCCGUGCAAACACUCCGGCUACGGCUGCUCCGCCUCGCUGGUGUACACGGAAAAGACGGAGCACGAGGAGACGUGCGAGUGCCGGCCCUACCUGUGUCCGUGCCCGGGCGCCAGCUGCAAGUGGCAGGGCCCGCUGGACCUAGUCAUGCAGCAUCUGAUGAUGUCGCACAAGAGCAUCACGACGCUGCAGGGCGAGGAUAUCGUGUUCCUGGCCACCGACAUAAACCUGCCGGGCGCCGUCGACUGGGUGAUGAUGCAGUCCUGCUUCGGCCACCAUUUCAUGCUCGUGCUGGAGAAGCAGGAGAAGUACGACGGCCACCAGCAGUUCUUUGCCAUCGUCCAGCUGAUCGGAUCGCGCAAGGAGGCGGAGAACUUUGUCUAUCGCCUGGAGCUGAACGGGAAUCGGCGGCGACUCACCUGGGAGGCCAUGCCGCGUUCGAUCCACGAGGGCGUGGCCUCGGCGAUUCACAACUCGGACUGCCUGGUGUUCGACACGUCGAUUGCGCAACUGUUCGCCGACAAUGGCAACCUGGGCAUCAACGUGACCAUAUCCCUGGUCUAAGCGCACUGUCAAUUCGUCGAGUUCUUUAAUAUUUUUGUGUUUAAUCCUUCGGUACAUAUACAUAUAUAUAUACACAUAGUUUAUAGCCCUCUGUUCGCGUCAGGCGUUCAACUCUUGGACAGAUUGUGAGAAGGGAGAUUUUGGCAGAGUUGUUUUAUAAAAAUGAUUCUCUAUUCUAAGAGCCACUUA